This is a messenger RNA of Aphanomyces astaci, 1287 nucleotides long. RefSeq lists its product as hypothetical. The record is from RefSeq and is a predicted model, not a curated record. NCBI's taxonomy places the organism in Eukaryota, Oomycota, Saprolegniomycetes, Saprolegniales, Verrucalvaceae. Bases 1 to 1287 code for a protein of 428 amino acids. The transcript has a single exon.
AUGAGCCAAGGAAUAUCUCUCUUGGCCUGCCUAGAAGAACAGCGUAAAGCAAAACGAGCUCGGUUCCCUACAGCACGCGUUGAGGGCCCAGACAUUGACGAGGAUUCCAACUCACCUGUCUACGAUGCGUACCUACAAACACAAGGAGCCGAAGGCAUAAUGACACUCACCAACUUCUCGCCGCCAGAGUUUAACCUUCUCUGGGCAGACGUCCGCCAGCACAUCUUCAGGCACUGGAAUGUGGGCUCCGGUCGCAAGUGUGCAGUGUCCGCUCGAGACCUAUUGCUCAUGAUGCUUGCAUCACUCAAACACUGCGGUACCUGGGAUAUCGUUGCUCAAAAAUUUCGCACAACUGUGGUAACAUUCGAAAAGCGCGUCAUGAGCUUCAUAGAGGUCAUGCAUCCCUACCUUCUGCGCAAGUAUGUUCAUGGAAUGGCAUCCAAGUGGUCGAUGCAUGAGCUUGCCGCCAACGGAACAAGGUUCGAGCACUACCCAUAUGCACGCUACGCCACCGAUGUUACUUUCCAGCAGACAAACGUACAUGUCGGUUCGUAUGCCGAAAAGAAGCUGUACUACAGCGGCAAGCAUCAUCUCUACGGGCACAAAGUUGAGGUGUCAGUCCUUCCAAAUGGCUUGGCGAUCAAUUGCACGUCGUACCACAAGGAAAGUGUCUCGGACAAGGCGAUCUUUGACGACAAUCUCGACUUUCACCGCACCAACCUCACCAAGCACCCAAGCGAAAUGGAGAUGACGGACACUGGCGGUCGUGUCGAGCAAUGGGCAGUGCUGGUGGACAAAGGCUACCAAGGAAUUCAGCAUGAAGUUCGAGCUGUGCUGCCAACAAAGAAGCCAUCGGGUGGUUUUCUCACCUUUGACCAACAGUGCACCAACGACCGCAUUGCGGCCGACCGCGUCAUCGUGGAGAACUACUUUGGUCGACUGAAGACUCUUUGGGCCGUCUGUGGUGAUGCCUACCGAUGGAAUCGUAAGAACUACGACGUUCUCUUUCAGACCUGCGUGGCAAUCACUAAUGUGCACAUUCGAUUCAAUCCGCUUCGCGCUGAGGAUGGCGAUGCGAAUAUCCAGUACGUGAAUCGCCUGAACGCGAUUGGUUUGAAGAAGAUCAAGGAUAAGAAGAAGGCGCAACAAAAGUACCGCGAGAAGCGCAAGACAAGGUUGACUUUGUUACUUGCGUCGGAGUCGGCUAUCAGUGGGAAUGAAUGUGACAGCGAAACGGAAAUUGGAUCUGACAGCGAGAAUGAUGGUGGCACAUCCCAACUAUUCUAA